GCUGACGUGUGCCUGGGUGAAGGUUCGUCCCAAUGUCGCCAGUACUGACUGGAGUCCUCAUGCUUCUACUGGAAGUCCCUCUGUUCCUUUCCAAAGCACGGGACUCGGGUUUCCAGCUGCAGGGAGUAGAGGUGGCAGCUUGGAGAAAGAACCUUCCGGCCUUGGAUGCUGAUGCCACUCGCAAGGUUCCACAGGCCAUCAUCAUUGGCGUUCGGAAAGGAGGCACCAGAGCUCUGCUGGAGAUGUUGAACCUCCACCCCGAUGUGGUGGUGGCUAGGGCAGAGAUCCACUUCUUUGACUGGGAUGAGAAUUACCGCAAGGGCUUGGAUUGGUACCGCCAGCAGAUGCCAGUGUCCUUGCCCCACCAACUGACCGUGGAGAAGACACCUGGCUACUUCACCGCGCCGAAUGCAGCCGAGAGAGUCCACGCCCUGAGCAACUCGACCAGGCUGCUGCUGAUCGUUCGAGAUCCGGCCGAGCGGGUCAUCUCGGACUACACGCAAGUGUUGUACAACAGGAAGGAGCACCACAAGCAAUACCGGCCCGUGGAGGAAAUCCUGGUGCGGGACGGAAAGCUAAACGGCAAGUACAAGGCCGUCCAGCGCAGUCUGUAUUAUAUCCACAUGGAGCGGUGGCUCAGGCAGUUCCCACUCCACCAGAUCCACCUGGUGGAUGGAGACGUCUUGGUCAAGGAUCCUCUCUCACAGCUGCAGCAGGUGGAGAGGUUUCUCCAGCUUCCACCCCACAUCAAAGCCUCCAACUUCUACUUCAACCACACCAAAGGUUUCUACUGUCUGCACGCGGUGGGCCGUGAGAGGUGCCUAGACCAGUCGAAGGGGCGGCCUCAUCCCUCUGUGAAUCAAACUGUGCUGCACCAACUGUGUCAUUACUUCAGGCAACACAACAAGAACUUCUUCAGAAUGGUGGGGAGGACAUUUAACUGGUGCUGAUUUUAGAAACAAGGAACUGUAACAAAAAAAAGUGCUGGAGGAACUCAAUGAGUCUGGCUACAUCUGUGGAGGAGAUGGACAAACCACAUUUCUGGUCUUAAGACUGAACUACUAGAUAUCUUUAAUAAAAGACACAAAGUGUUGGAGGAACUCAGCAGACCUGGCAGCAUCUAUGGAGGAAAAAGCACAGAAGGUGUUUCGGGCUGGGACUUUUCUCUCUAUUAUUGUGCUCAAUAACUGCACUUGGAAAAUGCCGUUGGACAAAUGCCCUGACAGGACACAAUAUUCCACAAGGAACUGCAGAUGCUGGAAUCUUGAGAUUAAUACAAAGUGCUGGAGGAACUCAGCGGGUCAGGCAGCAUCUGUGGAUGGAAUGUACCAGCGAUGUUUCGGGUCAGGAUCCUUUUCACAUCAGACCUUGGAAGAGAUGUUGUGUGCUAAUUAUUACAUACUUUUAUCAGCGAAAAGUGUGCCUGAUCUUCACAUACUCUUCUAUGAAGACUAUUUGCAGUUUGUAGACUAUAGGUAGCAAAUCAUUUUCCAUGAAGGCGAAAAAGCCGUUUUGUUAACGUAAAUAUAACUGCACUGAGUAAGAUGUAAUGAUUGACCAUUUGGAACAAGUCCCUUGAUAAUGUGAUUGUUGUGUAGUUGUUGAUAUUAGCUGAGGUUGAACACGUUGAAAUCACAUUGCACUUCCACAGUUACUGGUGCAACCAAAUGACUGUAGUUACAGCUCAGUUAUGUUCAAUAAAACCUAUAUCUAUGUGUAUCAUAAAAACAGUAACCGCAUAAAAAUAUUUGACAUGUUGAAUUAAAAG
Amblyraja radiata (thorny skate) is the source of this 1768-nucleotide messenger RNA. Its product is annotated as heparan sulfate glucosamine 3-O-sulfotransferase 1-like. Bases 33 to 950 code for a protein of 305 amino acids. Gene Ontology annotation, molecular function: [heparan sulfate]-glucosamine 3-sulfotransferase activity. The record is from RefSeq and is a predicted model, not a curated record. The transcript is spliced from 2 exons. Lineage: Eukaryota; Metazoa; Chordata; Chondrichthyes; Rajiformes; Rajidae.